AGGUAACUGGAUCACAGAUCCAGUUCCCUAGAUCAAGAGCCCCUCACCAGCAUCAAGGUGGUGGUAUAUACGGUACUCGUCCUCGUGGCCCUUCAAAAGCAACAACAACAUCAACAACUUAACGUAAUACGAGGAACACUUAAAUUUGGGAAUAAAUAUAACAUUUUAACGUAAUAUGGGAUCGUUUCGUUGAGCGUCAGUGAGUCUGUGAUGCUGUCAAGGUCAUGUUCAGCUGAAAUAUAGAUUUAUCAAUCAAGAAAUACAGCUUUAUCAAUCGACGGUUUAACCGGGUUUUGCAGGUAGUGCCAUUAAGAACUGUAACUGGUGUACUACAAUGGUGGUGACUGGCCAGAUGGAAGGAGGCCGUGGUGUUAACAUGGAUUCUGGUGGACGGGGCAUCUCAACCACCAUGCUCUUGACUGAGCUUGACCGCUUCCUGAAUCUGGCUUUGACAACAUCUGAUAAAAGGAGUCAUGGGGGAAGAAGAGAUGCCAUCAGUGAGGGGGAAGAACAAACCACAGCUGAAACGGCUCUCUUUCUCUUGCGGAAUUUACCCCCAGCUCGACCUGCAGCUCUGGCUUUUCUGGCACACACACUGUCGAGACAGGUGUCAUCUCAUAUGCGAGGAUACAGCGCUGGAGAUAAUUCUCGAAGCACUGAGAUUGUGGAUGAAGGGCUUUCUGGACAACUUGAAGGCUUGUUGGGGGAUCUGUUGGAAUCUACUCCUGGGGUUUGGGGACCUCUUGUUAGCCAGUGGGCUGUAGAACAGUUGGGGCGUUGGUCUGUAGAAUGGGCUAACACAGUAGUAGGUCGUGGUGAUGCUACCCUGGAGGAGGUAGUUGCUGGUUGGUUGUCAUGUAGCCCUGCACGUACUCUGGCAUCACUUACUGUGGUGUGUGUGGCUCAUGAUCCUGAUACUGCUGUGGCUGCUCUUCUUGAUGCAAGUGCUGCUAGUGGACCAGCACUUGACUGGUUAGUAGCGCAUGUUGGCUGUUCCUUCCCAGCUACUGUCAUAAGUCGGGUGCUGGCUCUUGGACUGCGAAGUUUUGCAUCGUGUCAUGGGCGACCACCUGAACACCAGCUAGCCAGUGUUAAUAAGAUUUUGAGUCAUUUGGCAGAUCGCCAUUUGCCAGACAUUCGCAGAAGUCUACAUGCCAUUUUACUACGUACAUUUAAUGGAGCAUCAGAUCCAGAGACAAAAGCUUCAGUUCCAUUUCUGUUGUGCCUAGCUGUCACUAGUAGGUCAAGAGCUGUGUUGGCUGCUCUUACCUCAGGGUUGGACACGCUCUUAAUGCCAGGUGACCGCCUUGCUGCUCUGGCAAACCAAGUUGGAUGGUGGGUUCCAAAAUAUUUUACAACACAUGCCCAAUUACAAGAAAUGGUGGUUCACUUAGUAUUAGAUACAGGUGGAUCUGCUGCACCUUCCCUUCUACAUCUGCUACUCCAGGGGGCAGCACCUACACCUAAAUUACCUGUUGCUGUUGCUUCUGCUGUUAAUAAUAUAUUACAAGGUGUGGUAGGGGAGAUAUGCAUGGUCACUUACAUGAGGAGAAAUGCUGGCUCCAGUCGUAUUCACAUUCCUUUUCUGGUUGGCCUUCGUGGAGGUGGGUUAGACGGAAGUGAUGUGGGAAUGGCAGUAGGUGGUAAAGCCAUAUCUCCUGUUGCAGGCCUUGUAGAAGAAACAUUAGCCAGUCCUGGUAGUCAGGCAGUAAUUGGUCACUUGAAACAGUUGAUCACAUUAGUAGUAGUACAACAAGGACCUGCAACAGCUACUACUACACUUGGUCACCUGCUACACUGUCGCACUCAAGAUGGAACAGUUGGCCUUCAGGAAAUUCUGUCUGCUGUCAUCACAGCUUUGAUGAUAUAUCAUGUGUUCCAACAUACACCAGAUUCACCACUUUCUACUGCAAUUGCUGGGGCACUUCAGCCUCAAACAGGAUCUUCCACUAUCCUGACUUCACUUAUUAGUUUGGAGACCAUGCUUUGUAGAGGUCGUAAAGAAAGGUUGCACAUCCAUCCAUCACUAACAGAGGCCAUUUUGACAAAUAUACCCCUGUUAGCUGAGCUUAUCAAUAACCUUGCACUUGGCACUGCUGCUGUACAGGUGCUGUGUCAGUUGCCUCUGAAGAGACCCAUUCCUGUAGGUCAUACCUUAGGUUUGAGCCAUGCUAUUAUUUUUUAUUUUUUCAGUAGCCUACACGAAUCAAAUGUUACCAAAAAGAUUUGUAAUAUUGGAAGGUGCCAGCGGGUGUUAAGUCAGUUAGCUCACUCCUCUCUUGCUCUCAACCUUAUUAUUCGCCUUCUUGUUGAAGGAGUGUUUCGACCUGAGUGUGCUCAUCUUUUUGGUGCACAGGAAAAAGCUCAAAUUGAUUUAAAGGAAGUUCCUGGAGAAAUGUUAAUCAAAGCCAAUAGGCAGUUUAAUUCAUGGGUGAAAGUUCCCCAGUCUCACACUAGCAUUUUUCACAUGGGUAUUAUUGGAAAUGGGAGAACUGCACCCCACCACCAACAGAACAUUCCCCUCUCUUCUGAUAUAGUCAGACUUCACACUCAGCUCCUGCUUAAUACUCUUAGUAUUUGCUGUGCAUCUCAGGCUAAUGGAGAAGGAGCUUCUACUGUUGCUCUUCUUUUAGUGGAGUUAAUAUCUCCAGAUAUCAUGUUCAAUGGAUUUCCUUGGCCAGAAGAGUAUAUCAAAUUCACCUUCGAGAGGGACCUGGCUAUUAAGAAAACUUUUGAAGAUUACCCCAUAGCAUGGUCUCUUCUUGAAUUUGUGGCUACUCAUCGUGCAGCCCUUAGCUAUUGCUCUGUACUUGUUCGAGCACUAACAGCUGCUCUCACAGCAUACUGGAAUACUUGUCCCCUUUCUACAGCCAAGCAAGCUCCAGAGGCUCUACAUGCUACACGAUAUCUUUUAGAAGUGAUGGUUACUGCUCAAUUCUUGCCAGGUCCUCUGGGGGUGUUGCCACAAAUGGUUGAUGCAUUAGCACCAUUUGAAUUAGUAUGUAUACUUCAGGAUGUAUGGCUGUACAUGCGUGACCAUACUCCCUCACCAGAUCGUUGGUUAGAGUUGCCCUCAGGUCACCACCAACGUACCUCUGAACCGCCCAUGGGUCCCUGCUAUACAGAGCGUAUUAAACGUAUUAUUCAGUCAAAUGUUGCUACGUUAGGGCAUCUCAUGUCUUUUAUGGUAAAUGCAGAACAGUGAAUUGUUAUGCAUUGACUUUUUAUUAUUACAUUCAUAGGAGGCACUAAACCUAUAAGGGUCAUACAGCACUUGUGUACUCUUGUAACUAUGACAGUUUUAAUACAUAAAAUUAAAAAUUACUUUUUCAGCACAACAAAUAUACAACAAGCAUCAUAUUGGACAAUGGAUUAUAUUUUUUAGUUUUAUAGUUGCAACAAUAGGGACUUUAUAUAAAUGACUUUAUUAUCUACCCAUGUUCAACAAAACAUUGUGUGACUCUUUUGUGUUUAGCACUUCCCCAUGAUUGUGAUAAUGCCUAGUAUUAAAAUUUUUAAAAUAAUGCUGGCUUGUUUAAUGCAGGACUACUCGAAGACUUUGGCUAGGUCUCUGAUGAUUUUGUAACAUGGUCAACUUUUGUAACUUAAUAAUAAUUAUAUAGUAACAUGAAAUUCUAAAUAGUUUUCCACCAGAAAUCUGAAUGUGAUUAUCUUGCCACAAAUCAUAAUAAUAGAGAGAAGCACUAAACCCAUGAGGGUCAUUCGCUGGUGUAUUGUUCCUUGGUUUAUUGGAUUUAAAGUCGAAUGACUACCAGGAGUUAUUAAGGUCAGUGCUGUAUUAUAUGUCUGAAGUAAGAGCACAGGAGUAUAUAGGAUCUAUAUCCUCUCAAGGGAGGUGUCCUGAUGUGAGGGGCUGUUAAUCCAAGGAACUGGACUCAUUUUUCCCUUUCCAUGGAUUAAAGCGUAUUGCCUCCCAUUCCCUACAGGUUUCAAGUUUCGCCAUUUAAAAUAAGCCACCACAUGCUGCCUUUAGAAAGGCAACAUAUAGUGCCAUUGAUUAGUUGCUGGUCAAUACAGCAGCUUAGUCUACCUUAACAAAAUUUUGAGCCAUCAUGCACAUGUAUAUAUUCACAGGGAAGCACUAAACUUGUAGGGGUUAUAUUAUUAUUAUAAUCAAAAAGAAGCGCUAAGCCACAGGGCUAUACAGCGUAGGGGUUAUAUAAUGCCUGGGAAGUGGGAGGUAAUCAGAUUUAAUCCGAGGAAAAGGUAUUAUAUUAUAUUAUAUUAUGGGUUUAGCGCUUAAUUAUUACAGUAAUAAUACAGCCUCUCCUCACUUAGCGACUUACUCGUUUAUCGAUGACUUGGAUUUACGACAGGCUCCCCGGCCAGUAUGCAUACCUAAAUAAUGUAUGUAAGAGCUGAUUUCCUCUACAGCCUCUCCUCAACGACAGAGUUCUAUUCCUAAGACCUUGUCGAUCAACAAAUUCGUUGCUAAGUGAGGAGCAUACUAUAAUGGUAGUGGGUUUGUGUCAACCAAUUAUUAUACUGCUUUUUAUGUCACUAUGCACCAUUUUUAACUUUUCUGGUAUAUUUUUAAAUGUUUAUACAGUAGUAUACUGUAUAUUGCAAUAAACAGAACAGAGAAAAUCAGCUCUAAUAUACAUUUAGGUAUAAAUACUGGUCAG
Cherax quadricarinatus is the source of this 4646-nucleotide messenger RNA. RefSeq names its product integrator complex subunit 5 omd (gene omd). Lineage: Eukaryota; Metazoa; Arthropoda; Malacostraca; Decapoda; Parastacidae. Gene Ontology annotation, biological process: snRNA 3'-end processing. The record is from RefSeq and is a predicted model, not a curated record. Gene Ontology annotation, cellular component: integrator complex.